CCCGCGCGCGAGCUAGCCGAGGCGCCAAGCCGCGCUGGCCGCGUUUGAAGUCUCCGGCGCGGGCGGCAGUUGGCUCGCGCGGGUCACGUGGUCGAGCCGGAGUUUCCCCGACAGCUGGCGGCUGCGUGGGCUCCGGCGGUGGCUCGCGAGCUCGCGGCGCGGCCUCCCCACCCCUCCUUCUCCCCGCCCGCUUCCGCCCGGCUGCUCGCCCUCCUUAUUGACAAACACCGCGGCCGCGGCUGCGCCUCUGAGCUUGGUUGGGAGCCGAGCCAUGGGAGACAAGAAGAGCCCCACCAGGCCGAAGCGGCAGCCGAAGCCGUCCUCGGAUGAGGGCUACUGGGACUGCAGCGUCUGCACCUUCCGGAACAGCGCCGAGGCCUUCAAGUGCAUGAUGUGCGAUGUGCGGAAGGGCACCUCCACCCGAUCCACAUUCUUUGAAGUUAUUGUGAAUGCCUCGAGGACCAAGGAACCGUUGAAAUUUCCAAUGUCAGGAAGGAAACCUCGACCUGUCUCCCAGUUGGUUGCACAGCAGGUUACUCAGCAGUUUGUGCCCCCUACACAGUCAAAGAAAGAGAAAAAAGAUAAAGUAGAAAAAGAAAAAAGUGAAAAGGAAACAACUAGCAAAAAGAACAGUCAUAAGAAAACCAGGCCAAGAUUGAAAAAUGUGGAUCGGAGUAGUGCUCAGCAUUUGGAAGUUACCGUUGGAGAUCUAACAGUCAUUAUUACAGACUUUAAGGAAAAAACAAAGUCAACACCUGCAUCUAGUGCUGCUUCUGCAGAUCAACACAGUCAGAGCAGCUCCAGCUCUGAUAACACAGAGAGGGGAGUGUCCAGGUCAUCUUCACCCAGAGGAGAAGCCUCAUCACUGAAUGGAGAAUCUCAUUAAACUUUAUUUUCCUCAGUUUCUAAAUCACUUCUGUCCUACCAUGCAGAUACACAGAUUAUGCCAAGAAGUACCACAUUUUCAUGACAAGCAUAUUUGUGUGCAAUCUAUAAUUUGAGUUUUGCAUAAAAUUAAAAAUUGUUGGAAUUUGUUGGAUUUUAUUGCAGUCUCUGCCUACAAAACAUUUCCAGACUUAACAUUUUGGCAAUUAGAUGUCAUGAAAAUGUGGUUGAAUUAUUCAUAUGCAGUGUUAUUGGUAAGUCUAUUUUCACUUUUAGUUUAGUGAAUUCUAACACAUAAUUCUCUACUAUUGGCAUGUAAUGAAUUUAAAUUUUUUAUAACAUACUGCAAGCUGCCUAAAUAUGUAUUAUUUGAGAAUUGUGAAACAAAUAGUUAUAUGUAUACAAGUCAGAGAUCAACUUAAUCACUAUUGCUGCAACAGAAUUUUCUUAAUGGUUAUCCUCUUAAAUACACCUGCUGGUACUUGGUGUGGUUAAAUAGGAAAGUUGUUAUUAAAGAAUUUGUAUGAAUCUUUGCCAAUGUUUUUGACAUGUUUUACUAAAUUAUUGUUUCUGAAUUAUGUUUCUGGUUUUACCCAUUUUUUGAGGUUUUUUGUUUGCUUAUUUUUCAAAACAUUCAUGUAUUGUAAUGUUUAUUAGCAGACUAGUAAACAAAGCAUUGAUUACUUAGCUUUAUAAUUCAGGUUUAGUGCUAUUGUCAUUGAACACUGGUUAUUUUCUGUAUUAUAUAAAACAUUAAAAUUCAGAUAAUUAUAAGCAUUUGGCAAAAAAAAAAAAAAAGAAAGAAAUUUGCCAUAUUUUAAAAGCUGCAAUUUUGGAAAAGCUUUAAUUUAAUGAUAGUUUUAUCACUGUUUUCUUGUCUCAAACUUAUCCAGGGUCAUAGAUGUUUGAGUCCAUUUAAUACAGAAAUAGAAUUGUUGCACAGAACUGGGAAAUAACUAAUCCUAAAUUAAUUUAAUUGGCUCCUUAUUAAAUACAGCAAUUGUUAUGAAAACCAUAGUUCCCUAUUUUCACACAACUGCCAAUUUAUGCAUUUAUUAAUAUUCUGAAAUAAAAAAGUAUUUACAGCCCCACUCACUAUUAUGUACAAUUACCAAUAAAAUAUUUUUAUGACUAUAGAUUUUGCAUUUUUGUUUACAAGUAAUAAAAUGUUUUAUGUUAUAUUUAAAAAUCUCAACUUUGAAACCACACAAUACUUUAAAAAUUCUUCUAUGGUCUCCUGCUUUCUGUAACCAUUUGCUGAGUAUAUAUCUACUUAUGGAGACUUCUAAAAUGUAAAUCAGCUUGAAAACAUAACUUGGAUACAAAAUAUCACAUAAAAGAUAAGGUAACAUUUGAAGAAAACUGUAGACCCUGACAGUUGUGAUAUUUGGUGGUUUCUCGUGGUAAUGUAAUUUUCUCUUUAAUUUCAGUACUUUUUAUAGACAUAAUGGUACUGUCUUUUGUAAGAUGCUAGUUGUGAAAUACAGUUAAUUGCAUACAGUAAAAAUCUGUGAUUAAAACAUUUAUAUACCUCAUUCUUUAGUGUUGUUAAAUGAAAAAUGAAAAUUUGUUUAAGAUUAUUGAGAUACCAACUAACUGGUUAUGUUCUUCUAAAACAAGAUAUUUUGUCUUAUCCUUAGUUUUACAUAUUCAUUUUUGAGGAAGUACAAAUUAAAAAUAAUUGUAAUAGAAAAAUACUGUAGCACUUAAGUAAAAAACUAAUGCAUUUAUGAUGAUUAGAUACUUUCAGGAUGCAUUUUCAAUGAACUACAAUAGAGAAAAAUCUUGACAGAAGAUGGAAUUUUACCUAAAUAGGACAUGCUCAUCAUUCUGUAUAGGUGGAAGAUGGUGUACCAUGGAGAUUAACCCAGUUAUUGCAAAGAUUCCACUUUUUGGAUUUUUGCAUGAAAUUCAUAUAUGUUACCUAGAAAAAUUCAAGGAACAAGAAUUUGAAGUGAAAAAUUUUUAUUAUGUUCUAUUGUUAGGGGCGUUCCAAAAACGAAACGGUAGGCAUUGAAGGGUAAAGAAUGCUAGCUGACAUCUAGUGUUUGAGUCUCUGUUGUAGUAUUUAAAUAAGCUUGGGAAAUUACUCCAUUCUAUAAAACCAAUGAUGAUUGUAUCUAACUCAUGAGGUUGUUGGGAAGAUUAUAUGUCAAUCCAUAUAAGAUUCUUAAUUAUAGUGGACCCUUGAUUUAUGAACUCGAUUGGUUCCCAAGGGCUGGUUGUAACUCAAGUUGAUUGUAAGUUAAUAUACCUGAGAUCUGGAUGUUUACCUGGGUACACUCUAUAGAUAACAAGAGGCAGAUGAAGUUUCCAUUAACCUAAUUAACCCAGUUCAUAUGUCAGGGCAGUCGCAACUUGAGGGUCCACUGUACCUGACAAAUACUGGUUGCUUAGUAAAUGUGAGUCUUUUUAUGGGCUGGUACGUAGCUCCAUAGUAAAGUGCUUGCCUAGCACAUAUGAGGCCCUGGGUUUGAUCCUCAGCACAGGGGUUAGGGAGUAAGCUUUAUAACUUUAGGUAAAACCCCAUUAUAAAAAUACAAAAAUAAUUUUUGUAAUGAAAUCAUUUCCAUGCUUUCUGCAUAACCUAAAGGAAUAGUGUUCUAAAAGUUACAGUGAGGGUCAGGGAUGUAGCCCAGUGGUGCAGUGCCUGCCUGGCAAGUGCAAGGGCCUGAGUUUGAUUCCUGGUACCAAAAAAGAAUAAAAUGAAUUUUCACUGUAACAUCAGGUGUUUGCUAGAAAUACCAUCUUUCCACAAUUAACAUGAUGAAUGUAACUAUGAGAUUGGAGAAAUGAGCUAGGUUGCCUGGUUUGAAAUUUUGUUUUCCUUUCAUUAAUCACAAUUAUCUUCACCUGUCUUCAUUUUACUCUACCUCAAAUGUACUUUCUCGCCAAUAAAAUAUGCAAAUACCAUAAGUAACUUACAUCUACUGUUAGAGUAUGCAAAACAAGUCAGAGCGUGGGGUAGGGUGCAUUUUAGCUCUCAAUUGUGCUGUGAAUUUACAGUGUGGUUUUAGCAGUGGGUCCUUUGGACCAAAUUCUAUACAAAAACAAUUUGAAUGUUUUUCAGAGUUUAUUAUUUUACUUUGAUAUAAGAAAGAGUGAAGGUAUACUUUUGAGGAACACAAGAAUACAUUCUCUCUUCUUUUUAACCCCAGUACUGGGGAUUAAAUUUAGGGCCUUCACAGUGAGCUACUAGUGAGAGGGUCUUAGUAAGUUGCCCAAAUGGACUCAAACUUUGGAUCUUCCUAUCUCAGCCUCUCAGAGUGCUGGGACUACAGGCAUGUACCACCACAUCCAGUUGAAAAUGCAUACUCUUAAAAUUAGUUGUAUUACACAGUACAAAUAGUUGACUUAAUAGCUUAAAGAUUUUUAAAAAAUUAAAUACUUCUUAAAAUUAUAGUGAUAAUAGACCAGGUGAAAACAUUUUAAAAAGGAAAAGCAGCCUAAUUUGAUAGCAUCUUUAUUAACUUUGUUUUAGGUACAAGCUCUUGUUGCCUAAAAGAAUGUAGUUUUAAUAUGUGUUUUAUUGGUAAGUACUCUGGAAGUUUAGUUUCCACAGAGGCCCUUAUUUUACUUUGUUGGUCUGCAAAUUUUCUCUUUUCCAAAAUCUUUGAAGGAUCUGAUACAAGAACUGGUUAAGCUGUUGAUAGAUGUUUCUGCACUGUACUUUGAAAAUUAAGUGACAACAGAAGAGAGUUCAACAGUGGUUUGAGUUUUUUAGCAUUCACCCCCUCCCAUUCACCAUAAGACACCUUCAGUUCCCUGGAACAAUAAAGUUAGAAAAAUUGACGAGCAGAAAGGCCAUCAGUGACACAGUAAAGCUGAGUGG
Molecule: messenger RNA, 4717 nt
Organism: Heterocephalus glaber (naked mole-rat)
Lineage: Eukaryota; Metazoa; Chordata; Mammalia; Rodentia; Bathyergidae
Source: RefSeq, a predicted model, not a curated record